Molecule: messenger RNA, 810 nt
Organism: Suillus fuscotomentosus
Lineage: Eukaryota; Fungi; Basidiomycota; Agaricomycetes; Boletales; Suillaceae
Exons: 1
Coding region: 200-757 (185 amino acids)
Source: RefSeq, a predicted model, not a curated record
CCUGCCUGUUAUUUAUGGCGAGAAGAAGCAAAAUGCGCUCGGGAGGCUUUUGCAGGAGGUCGUAUCUCAGUCGGGUGACAUCAGUGCCCUGGACUGGGUGGGUCAAUCAUCCGAAUUCAACAGCUGUAUCCCGGCCGACGUUACUUCAUACAAAGCUACGCCAUACACCGUGCCAUCUCUGUCUGAAGGUGACAUUCAGAUGUCAAUUUCCUCGCUCCGACAUGUCAUGGCUGUAAAUUUGGCUGUGGAGCUUUAUACUCUGCUUGACGACCGGGACCCUCCUCGUUUCGCAAACUGCAGACUACAUCUACCUUGCAUAGUAUUCCCUGUCACAGAAGUCAUACGGAGACCUACUGAAGACAUGCAGACCUGCUUCACGUAUCAAGUCAAGGCAGACGGGCUUCAUGACCUGACGAUCACCAUGAAGCGCAAGUUACCAAGACCCGCUCGACAGUCAUUCUUACUCGUUCGUCCCUGGGAUCGUCGUCUGCUCGAGCUGCCUGACUAUGCAGAUGAUGCAGAGAGUGUGGAUGAUUUUGACCCCCUUGAGUCGCCUGGAGGACAGGGUCCGGUUGAUUCAGAAUUGAGCGAACGUGCAAUGCGAUUGAUCGUUCGCCUUGGGCAGCCGUUCAGCGCAUUCCUGCUAGUGCUACGACAUGGCAAAGAAUACAAGAGAAUCGCAUCAGAUCAUAAUAUCAUUGCACAAGUUAAAGAUGUGCACGGUAUGAUCAAUGUUAAGACGAUAGAGAUCUUGUAACUGUAUGUACUCACUUGUUUUGGAAGAAAUAGAUCUGAACAGUUUUCAUUUUC